CGCUAUGUGCAAAAUUGCCUCUACAGAUUGCUUAUGCUUGCUGUGAGGAAUUAUUUCAGAAAGCUGGAUAGUGAAAGUGGAUGACGUGAGUUGUCUUCCAUGUUUGGCGUCUUCAGUCUGAUCUUACAGACUGACAGUAGAGCCAUGCUCGUGCAGUCUGACAUGCUACAAUGGAGGAUUAUUAAAAAUUGCACCAUCUGAGCUGGGCUUUAGAGAGAGAAAACAAUUGAGACAAAAGGACUCGCUACAGCAGCAGGAACCUGGUGAAAGGCCGCUGGUCAAAUUUCUCUGCGGCGAGCGCCAUUCAUGCCUGCUUUUCUCUGGACUCGAACCCAAUCGUCGUGGUCAACUCAUCUCUGCAUCUCAAAUCCUCCGAUGUACACGGCGAGCUACUCGACAAACUGGUAACAGCAGAAAAGCAGUCCACGCAGAGAUAAACAGCUCGUAGCGGUCGUUUUAAAGACGAAAUGGAGCCAUAGCAGGAACGACACUUUCUUGAAAAGUGGCACUUUCUGGCCUUGCUUUCUUGGUGGUUAUGGAAAUCACGGGGACCUCUAGUGGAGAACAAUCAAAUUUCUCAAGAGGCUUAACUUUGUGCUUGUGCUUGGUAAUAGUCCCACUGUUUGCUGUAGCCGUAGGAGUGUUUUAUCAGGACUAUGGCCAACAAAAUUUGAAUUCCAACUAUUCCAGUGGUUUGCAACUAUUCCAUUUAGAUGAACCGCUCCGGAUUAUUUUGGUCGGAGUGACAGGAGCAGGAAGAAGUGCCUCAGGCAACACCAUCCUUGGAAAGAAAGUAUUUCAAUCGGAGAUCUCCUCUUCCUCUGUGACUAAGCGAUGUGAAACUAGUAAUGCAAUAGUACAUGGAAGAAAUAUAUCAGUUGUGGACACCCCAGGCCUGAUUGACAGCAGCCUAACAAGAGAUGAGCUGAUGGACAGAAUUAAACAAUGCCUUCCUCUCUCAGCUCCUGGUCCACAUGUGUUUUUAGUUGUGAUUCAGCUUGGCAGAUUCACUGAUGAAGAAAAAGAAGCUGUUAAAACCAUUCAAAACAUUUUUGGUGAAGAGUCCUCCACGUACACCAUGGCUCUGUUCACUCAUGGAGAUCAACUGAAGGGCAAAAAUAUUCACAGAUUUAUACGGGACAGUCCUAAACUGCUCCGCUUCAUCAAAACCUGUGGUGGAAGAUUCCAUGUUUUUAAUAAUGAAGACCAGAAUCCUGAACAAGUCCUAAAGUUGUUUGACGAUGUUGACAAAAUAGUGACAGGCAAUGAGGGCCAACAUUACAUCAGUGAGAUUCUGGAGCGAGAGAGGGCGAUCGAGGCUGAAAAACAGCACAUCCUGAGAGAGAAAGAGGAAGACAAGAAGAAGGAAACGGAAGCUCUGAAAGCUACUCUUGAACGUGUAGCAUUUUUAAAGGCAAAAGAAAAACUGGACAACAUGUAUGAACAGCAGGCACGAUGGCAAGCUGUGCAAAAGAUUGAUGUGCAGAACGGUUGGUCAUUUCUUGAUAAAGUAAAAACUUUUUUCAAAAGAAUCUUGAAACUUAAAGAGUGUGUGAAAGAUUUAAUCUUUGUGAUUAGCGUUGUAGCUAAUACAUUCUGAAACCUGAAGAAAAAAACAACUAUCAAAUCAGAUUAAAUCUUUCAGAUUUACUAUCUGGUUGUGCAAUAAUAUGAAGAUAUUGUCAGGAAUUUGUAAUUGUCAAUUAUUUAAGCUGUCCUGAGAGACGCAUUCACACAUUCACCACUAUUUACAGCACAGCUAUUUAGCUCAAAAGAGCACCAUAAUAUAUGUAGCCUAGACAAAGUCUUUCAUUAAUCUCUUUUACGAUAAACCUGCAAACUAUUUCCAUUUAAGAAGACAUGCUGCACUCAGUUGCAGAGAAGCCUGUGUUUAGCAUGUACUGUUGUAUCUACUGAAAUUAUAACAAAAAUAUAGCUGUUGUGGCAGUGUAUAAUGCAAAUCUUCAAAUAUAAACCCAAAUAGUACUUUAUGUAUUUGUACAGAAAAUGUAAGGACUUUUCUAAUCAUAAACUACUGAAUGCUAAUGUGGAAAUGUAGCCCUCCAUUUUGUUUAUGAAGUAAACAAUAUGGUAGCUGUACAUAUGUGUUUAGAACUGGAUGUUACUGUACAGAGUGAUUUGUAUGUCCUUUUUUCAUGCUGUUAUUUAUCAUACAAACAAAUAAAACAGGUGCUUUUGUACUAA
Messenger RNA from Danio rerio (zebrafish), 2205 nucleotides. The record is from RefSeq and is a predicted model, not a curated record. Lineage: Eukaryota; Metazoa; Chordata; Actinopteri; Cypriniformes; Danionidae.